ACCAAAUAAAAAGGGGGGUUUCCUAGUCUAAGCGAAGAAGAAGAGCAUAGACAGAGAUAUGGAUUGUUCGUGGCCUGACACCUCCCCCUUCGAUCAACGAAAAGCAGCCGACGAGCUGCUUCGUGGCCAUGAACUUGCACAACAACUACAAGCGUAUCUACGGAGAAGUUCCAAUUCCGGUGGAACCGCCUCCCAGGAUCUGGUCUCCAGAAUCCUAACCUCUUUCUCCAAAACACUUUCCAUCUUGAAUCGCUGCGAUUCCGAUGACAUGAAUGGAUCUAUUGUGGAUUCACCCGAGGAACAUGCUAGUAGAAAAUCCGAGGAAUCUGGGGACAGUUGCAAGAGCUCCACUCCUAAUACUGACCGCAGGGGUUGCUAUAAGAGAAGAAAGAGUUGCCAGAGUUGGGCGAGAGAGAGCAGCAGCCUGGUGGACGAUGGGCACGCGUGGAGGAAAUAUGGGCAGAAGACGAUUCUAAAUGCCAAAUACCCGAGAAACUACUAUAGAUGCACCCACAAAUUCGACCAGGCCUGCCAAGCCACAAAGCAAGUCCAGCGACUGCAAGAGCAUCCCCCCAAGUUCCGUACCACUUAUUAUGGCCAUCACACCUGCUCCAAUUUCCUCAAGGCUUCCGACAUCCUGCUCAGCUCCUCCAAUUUCGACGAUUCCUGCGGAGUGCUCCUCAGUUUUGACACCCCCGAAACCACCGCCGCCGCGCCCAACUUUUCUCUCCCACACGAUGCCACUUUAGUCAAGAAGGAAGUUGUAACCGCCGAAGGGAGGGAAAGGGAUGAUGAGGCCGCCUGUUCCCCCUCCGAUUACAUGAGUACGGCCGUCCCCUCCCCCGACGACCAUCUCUCCGAGGUUUUCAUGGGUUCCGUCGUCGACUUUGAGGACGAUGUCUUACAAUUCCACUUUUCAUCCAAUUAAUUAAUACCUCCCUCAUUUAAGAUGCCUAAAUCGUUAUUCAAAAAAAAAAAAAAAGAUGCCUUAAUCACUGGUUUAAGUUUACGAAUACUUAAACAACUGCAGCUAGCUGUCAUAGAUAAUGAUGUACAUAAAUAAUUUACAACUAGCUAUAGGAAAAUUGUAUCCACUCCAGCCAUCUUUCUGGGGUAUAAAAAUCCUAUGCUUCCGCUUCGCGUUAAAUUA
Benincasa hispida (wax gourd) is the source of this 1150-nucleotide messenger RNA. RefSeq names its product WRKY DNA-binding transcription factor 70-like. The record is from RefSeq and is a predicted model, not a curated record. Gene Ontology annotation, molecular function: sequence-specific DNA binding; DNA-binding transcription factor activity. Gene Ontology annotation, biological process: regulation of DNA-templated transcription. Lineage: Eukaryota; Viridiplantae; Streptophyta; Magnoliopsida; Cucurbitales; Cucurbitaceae.